Molecule: messenger RNA, 203 nt
Organism: Ambispora leptoticha
Lineage: Eukaryota; Fungi; Glomeromycota; Glomeromycetes; Archaeosporales; Ambisporaceae
Source: the annotation of a GenBank genome assembly
GUGUGAUGAAUGUGGAAGAGGUCUUGGAUCUGGAUAUAUCUAUACCAACCCAACCACUAUUACCUGAAUCACCAGAUCCAAGUUCUAAUGCUACAACAGAGCCCUACUACCACAACUGCUCUACUAAUACAUUAACAGAUCUCCUUUUAACCGAUUCAUCUUUAGUAUCUGAACCUCCCACUACAGUCAAUACAAAUCAUUAA